Molecule: messenger RNA, 1771 nt
Organism: Maniola jurtina (meadow brown)
Lineage: Eukaryota; Metazoa; Arthropoda; Insecta; Lepidoptera; Nymphalidae
Gene: Rpn6
Product: 26S proteasome non-ATPase regulatory subunit 11
Exons: 1
Coding region: 140-1402 (420 amino acids)
Biological process (GO): ubiquitin-dependent protein catabolic process
Cellular component (GO): proteasome regulatory particle, lid subcomplex
Molecular function (GO): structural molecule activity
Source: RefSeq, a predicted model, not a curated record
GUUAGCAACACCAUACGCGUCUACGAUUUGUUUCCGAAAAGGUCGUCGAUGACUUUGCGAAUAUACAAAAUUACAAAGAAAAGUGUAGCUGUUUGUGUAAUUUUAUAUCAAGUUAUUUAAAGUAGUAAACAUAUACACAAUGGCCGGGGCAAUGUUAUUCGAGAGAUCACGCGUGUCAUCAUCGAACAGGGACGAAGACGUCCGCAUGACUGAUAAAAUGGUUAGCACAGGCGAACUGCCCGAAGAUGACGAGGAGAACAUCAGAGUGAAAGAGCAAGGCAUCCUCAAUCUCGGCGAAAAGUACAAGAAAGAAGGCAAGGCCAAGGAACUGGCGGAACUGAUCAAAGCUACGAGGCCGUUCCUCAGUCUGAUAAGCAAGGCUAAGGCCGCCAAGUUGGUGCGUUCCCUCGUUGAUUUCUUCUUGGACUUAGAAGCCGGCAUCGGCAUAGAGGUUCAGUUGUGCAAAGAGUGUAUAGAAUGGGCGAAAGAGGAGCGCCGCACGUUUCUGAGACAGUCCCUCGAGGCCAGACUCGUAGCGCUCUACUUCGACACUGGUAUGUACACGGAGGCCCUAGAUUUAGCCACAGCACUUUUAAAGGAACUAAAGAAGUUAGAUGACAAAAAUUUGUUAGUCGAAGUGCUUCUUCUAGAGAGCAAAACUUACCAUGCUCUCAGCAAUUUACCCAAGGCGCGUGCGUCUCUGACGUCAGCCAGGACCACAGCGAACGCGAUCUACUGUCCUCCCAAAAUGCAGGCCGCCCUCGACUUACAGUCGGGCAUACUGCAUGCAGCGGACGAGAGAGACUUCAAAACAGCCUACUCAUACUUCUAUGAAGCUUUUGAAGGCUACGAUGGAGCAGACAGCCCCAAAGCAUUAACAGCUUUGAAAUACAUGCUGUUGUCCAAGAUUAUGCUCAACCAUGCAGAGGAGGUCAACACUGUAUGCAGUAGUAAAUCAGCUCUAAAGUAUGCAGGCAAAGAGCUGGAAGCGAUGCGCGCAGUGGCCACCGCAUCACACAAGAGAUCACUGGCAGAUUUCCAGGCAGCGUUAAAAACGUAUAAACGAGAGCUGGAAGAGGAUGCAGUAGUCCGAGCUCACCUCGGUGCCCUGUAUGACACCAUGUUGGAGCAGAACUUAUGUCGCAUCGUGGAACCUUACAUGCAAGUACAAGUGGAUCACGUAGCUAAGUGCAUCCGCCUUCCAGUCAUUCAAGUAGAGAAAAAAUUAUCUCAAAUGAUUCUUGACAAAAAACUGAAUGGUAUACUGGAUCAGGGAGAAGGUGUGUUGAUUGUGUUUGAUGAGUCACCCCUGGAGAAGACAUACGAGACUGUCCUAGAAACCAUCCAUCAUAUGAGUAAGGUUGUGGACACCCUCUACCAGAAAGCUAAGAAACUCUCAUAGGCCCAUGUAAAUUGUUGUAGCAUUAAAACUAUAAAAUAUAUAUCAAAUAAACUUAAAUUUUCAGUUGAAGAAAAUUGUAAAUCAAGUAACACUAUUUUCUAAGUGAAUUUCCAAAUUUUGUUAACAAAAUCGCUAUAUACUUACAUAAUAAUUUUGAAAGAGCAAGUUUGAAAUAACCAUAGAUUUAUAUAAUAACAGAUAUAAUAAGUAUUGCCUUUCUUUUUUUAUUAAACCUUAGAACUGUUACUUAUUUGAUAUAAUAAAUGUAAUAAUACUAAUAUUUUAAUUGACUUUUACUUUCUUUUUUUUUAACUUAAGCUAGUGACAAAUUGUAAUAUUCUGUUUUAUUGAGGAUUAAAGUGUUCUUCA